CCGCUCUCAUCUGCAAUUUUUAUCAGCAUCAUCAACUGAAGACAAAAACCUGGAGCUGAGGUGACUUUAAGCGACUUUCCACUCGACCAACAACCAGCACAGCUCCCGAGGACACGGCAGGAUGGAAGUCAACAGGGAUGAGGCCUUGCGAUGCCUCGACAUCGCUCGACGCCAUUUAAACUCAGGAAACUAUGCCAGUGCAAGAAAGUUCGGCAACAAGUCUAUUGCACUAUUCCCCACUCCCGAAGCGACCGCAUUUUUGAUCAAAGUCGAUAAGGAAGAGGCCUCCGGUUCACCGGAGUCAGCUUCAUCUUCUACAUUCUCUUCGGCGGAUCCAUCAACUGCAAGCAGCACAAAGAGCUCGCCCAACCCAGGAGCAGGCUCCACCUUUGCUUCAGGGACAGGAUCAUCAUCUUCUGCCAGACCCAACUCUGUCCCUCCGAGACCACGAUCAACGCCUGUAGAUCAUAAGCCUGUGGAUAGAGACUAUACCCCAGAGCAGGCAGCGGCUGUCAAGAAGAUCCGAUCAUCAGGCGGUGACUUUUACAAAGUCUUGGGUAUCAACAAAGAUGCAACAGAUGCAGAGAUUAAGAAGGCGUAUCGCAAGCUUGCCCUCCAGAUGCAUCCUGACAAGAACGGAGCCCCAGGGGCUGACGAGGCUUUCAAAAUCGUCUCGAAAGCAUUCACAGUGCUCAGCGACUCACAGAAGCGCGCCAUCUUUGACCAGCAUGGACCCGAGGAUGGCAGGAGUACAGGCGUUAACUAUGAUCGGGCCUCACCUAUGGGUCCAGGGUUUAGCGGUGGAAUGAAUGGCAUGAGUGGUUUCGGAGAAGAGAUAUCGCCAGAAGAGCUGUUUAACAUGUUUUUUGGCGGUGGCAAUUUUGGUGGCUCCUUCCAUUCAGCAACGUUUGCAGGGCCAGGCUUUGGUACUCGUCAGUUCCGUACACGCACGCAGCACACUCAGCACAGGCAGCAGCGUCAACAUCCACAGCAACAGGCAGGAGCUGGCGGUGGCGAUGGCGUCAGUGGGCUGUCUAGCCUGAUCCAAAUCCUGCCUCUAAUCCUCCUGUUCAUCAUGUCCAUGACGUCCAGCUUCUUCACUGACAGCGAUUCGUCCUCGUCCAGCAGCUCUCCAGCAGCGUCGGAUUUUUCGCUCGGUGCUCAUGGGUCGUACCAAUCAGAACGCUUCACAAGCGUUCACCAUGUACCUUACUUCGUGAAUGAGCGGAAAUUCAGGAAUACGUUUAUGAUACCAGGUCAGGAUCAUGUGGAUCUGAAUCGGAUUGUGGAUGGAAUCCAUGUCCGGAAGAUUCUGACGCAGCUGGAGGAGAAUGUUGAGAACGCGUAUCUGAGAUAUAUGCGAACCGAGUGUGCAAACGAGAAAAAGAGAAAGGAAAUGGCACAUAGUCGGGCGAUGGGAUACUUUGGACCGAAUAAGGAGAGGUGGGAAGCCGCUCAGCGCAUGACGACGCCCAGCUGUGAUGCGAUUCGAGAGAAGUUUGGAAACCAGUAUGUGAGUUAGGCGGAUCUGCAUUUUUAUUCCUUUGUUUUUUGUUUGGAGAAGACAGGGAAGGCCGGAGGGAGGGCAUGCAGAGCAGCGGCAAUGUAUGGGUCCUCUUUGACUCUAGAGUGAAGAGAGUGGCAUCUGACGCUGCGCAACCACGAACGUGUUGAUUGUUGGACACGACUAUACACUCUUUUUUUAAUAAACAAC
Messenger RNA from Gamsiella multidivaricata, 1714 nucleotides. RefSeq lists its product as uncharacterized. Gene Ontology annotation, molecular function: Hsp70 protein binding. Gene Ontology annotation, biological process: cellular response to misfolded protein. Gene Ontology annotation, cellular component: endoplasmic reticulum membrane. NCBI's taxonomy places the organism in Eukaryota, Fungi, Mortierellomycota, Mortierellomycetes, Mortierellales, Mortierellaceae. The record is from RefSeq and is a predicted model, not a curated record. The coding region runs from base 122 to 1522 and encodes 466 amino acids. The transcript has 4 exons.